GCGUUUACGAAUGCACGGCUGCGAACACACUCCAUACUCUGUACACGCACAACACGACCGAAGGCGACAGCGACGAGGAAGACGGAUUGUGAUAGUUGGAACAGACUGUCGCGUAUAAGUCGUCCGAGUCGCUCGAAGCUGUCGAGUUGCGUCUUCGUGUCACGCAGUCGUAAUCCGUCUGUCCAUUCCCGUUUCUCUCAACUCCGACGCGCGGCAGAUUCUGCGGUGUCCCACCUACCACGAUGAGCGACGAAGGAUUCGACCCGUGCGAGUGCAUAUGGAAUUACAUGUCCGUGCAACAUCUGCUUUCUAUCUUACGACAAUCGCAAAAUUAUUGUUCGGAUACCGAGUGCUUCAGCGUGUCGAGACUUCCUGGACCGCAGACGAACAUUCGGGAACCUUCAGAUUUCCUCUUCACUUGCUUAAUUAUUGGCUUUAUCAUUCUCAUGUACGCAUUUAGACCGAGAGCUUUCCGACAAACGACCAGGAACGUUAUCAAGAGCAACAACGAGCCUGAUUCACACGGAGAUGGCCCGCCUUCGCCACCAACGAUGAGUUAAAUAGCACAACAUUGUCAGGAAUCUUGUUAUUCGAGAUUUUAUAUAUCAGGAUCUGUCUAACAGAAAUAGGAGAAGUUAUGGUACAUAGAUACAAUGUUAAUAAACAUAAUUAAUAUACGUGUUAGCGGAAUAUAUCGGUUUGCUUUUGGAGACGUAACUUAUACAUUGAUCUAAUCGUAAUUUUAUGCGAUAUAACACGCGUAUGCAUUUUCUUUCUUUUUAAAAACUCUUAUAAUCAGAGUGCCUAGACUACGUGUAUGAGCAUAUAUUUUUAUCACGACUUUCCGAAAGAUAGCAAUAAAGUCAACGAUUACAUCACAUGAGAUUUCUAACGUUCUGACGUGUUUGUUUCUCGAAACAGCGGAUAACGGCGAAUUGUUAUUAAUAAAGUGACAGAACGCGCUCGCACGCGAUAAUAAGACUGUAUUGUACAUGUGAAUAUAAUUUAAAACCUCUACUAUAAAAGAGAGCGACAAAAAAUGAAGUACCUGCACGACCGGAUAGUCACUUAAUAAAAUUAUUUGCUUGGUAUUUAUAUUCAAAAAUUUAUAAUAUUCUCAUCUAUUCAGAAUUAUAAAAAAAGCUUUAUUACAUAAAAAAUUUUCCACAUACGAUUGAAUAUAUUAUCUGCUGUAUAUAAUACAACGAUAAUAAAUUAUUGUAUAAGAUUUGAGAAAUUCGGAUCUUGUGUGAUUUGUCAACAAACAGUAUUUAUGUAACAGUAUUUUUCUGUAACGCGAUUAUAAAAAAGAUGGAAGUGCAUCUAUCUUUUUUUCGGUGGAAUAAAAUUUAUAUUUAAAUAUUAAAUUUCGUUAUCCAAAAUAAAAAAAGAAAAGAAUGUUUAUAGCUUUAUAAUAUAUUUCGAUACAUAUGUACCAUUCAAACAAAGUGGAGAUAUCAUGUUACACAUCGGAUGUUUUACACAAAUUAGAAGUUACAGAUUUGAAGGUAUUAUAAUUAUAUACAAAUAACGAUUAUUAGUAUUACACAAUUUUCCUGUAAUGGAUAUGGUCUAUGGAUAGAAUGUUUUUAUACUAAUAACAAUGUUUAAUGUUGUACAUUCCCCAUAUUUUCGAUAAAUAAAACUGAUUCUCCGCAUUGCAUAAAAUGGCUCUUUAAUAAAUAGUAUGUCUCAAAAUAAGAUUUUUUUAUAGAAAAUAAUAUGGGAUAUAUAAUAUGUUUAUAUAAAUUCGUUUCGUAUCACUCAAUUCUUGCAAUUGGUUAUAUAUAUUUUUAUUACAAAAUAAUUUUAUUUUAAAUAAAAAUGCUAUAAUUACAUAUAAUUAUAUUUGUACAAUGUUGGUAUAUUCGAUAUCCAGUUUGGCUAUUUACGCAUAAUUUUAUUUAUCAUAAUUCGAAAAUUCCAUGUACAUUCUGAAUAAAAUAGAAAAUUGUAUAUCAGAAAAUUAAAGUGCUUAUUUUUAUAAAAAAUGCUGAUAUUUAUUGAAAUAAUCUCAAAUAGCUAUCGUUUGCUAAUAAAGAAAAUAGAAUAACAAAUUUCUUGUAUUAUGACAUCUCUACAGAAACUGAUAACUUGAGCGAAUAAAAAUUAAAUAGUGGCUUGAAA
Solenopsis invicta (red fire ant) is the source of this 2127-nucleotide messenger RNA. RefSeq names its product small integral membrane protein 14. The record is from RefSeq and is a predicted model, not a curated record. The transcript has 5 exons. Bases 243 to 560 code for a protein of 105 amino acids. Gene Ontology annotation, cellular component: endoplasmic reticulum. NCBI's taxonomy places the organism in Eukaryota, Metazoa, Arthropoda, Insecta, Hymenoptera, Formicidae.